AUGCACUUCGUGGCUGGCGGUGCUGCUCGACGUGUGGGACGAGUCAGUGAUGAUGAAUACGAGACGUCAUCCUACGAGGAGACGGAGUCAUCGGACUUGCUCUCGGACAAUAGCGAAGAUUACGUUCCGUUGACAUUCGAGUAUAUCAGCAGCAACCCCAAACGCCGUGCUGGCGCACCAGCUUACUCGAAAGCUCCAUUGGGUGUGCUGGAGGAGAAAGAGCAGCAGGAAAGCCUUUCCUCAGAUGCACCACUUGAGGUUUUUCUUGAGCGUAGCCGCACACGCCGGCACUGCGGCCCUGGCGCCAAGGACUCGAAUCGGGUUGAGGUGAAGUCUUCCGUUGGUAGUCACCACAAAGAUGAGGAUGGUACUUCCUCGACGUUUUCCGGUGCUCUUCCGAUCGCGUUUGAGCGACGAAAGAAGACUCGCAAUAUCGGAAAGGUAAAGCAAUCUACAUACGAGGUAUUGGAUGCCGAGUUGUCCGUCUCGCUCCCCGAUGAAGAUGAAGCCCCGUUGAAUGCUCAGCUCAUCUACACGUUGAUUAAGCGCUUGCGCAACCCUUCGGAUGAGGUUUCCUUGGAGGCGUUCGACUUCGUCGACUUCAGCGAUGAGAACUUCAAAGAGGAACUUGGACCACUCAAGCAAAUCAAGGCGCUCCUCGAGGAGAAGGCGAGCAAUCCCAUGAUGGAAAACGUGAAGCACGACCAUGCGGUCAAGGAGGCUGUUCAGUCUCUUCCACCGGAUAAUGCUAUCGCCGCUAAGGUGAAGGCUAUCAAGAGUUGCCAAAUUAGACCAUCGAAACCGAGGAUUCGGUUGUACAGAGGUGGGGAAGCAGAACUGAAGAAGGCGGAGGCAAUUGCGGACCUCGUGCGGCGCCUGAAAGAUCCCAACACGGAGGUGCCGCUGCGUGCCUUUGAAGAGGUGGACUGGAGCAAUCGCGAUUUCGACAUGAUACUCGCUUUGCUGCAGCCGAUCCGUGCGUACAUGGAGGCGAAGGAAGUGGCCAAGGAGAAGCCUGUUGAGGGCACGAUGAGUGACGCAUCUGUGUUGGAUAACAAGAUCAAGGAGGCGAUAAUGUCGCUACCCUCAGAGGAGGCUGUCGCCGCGACGAUGCGCGUAGUGAAGAACCGCGCCAUGUCGAGCAGCCCAUCCAACGGCGAUGCUAUUCGUCACUUGGUAGCACGCUUGAAGGAAUCAGGACAGACUGUGAAGCGGUGCGAGUUUGACAAGCUGGACUGGAAUGACCGCAACUUCAGUCGUGAACUGGAACCACUGCAGCAGAUUCGUGCGUGCAUGGAGGCGAUGGAGGCUCUCGAACAGAAGCCGGGCGAGAAUGUGAUGGCUACUCGACCGGCGCUGGAUGAGCAGAUCAAGGUGGCUAUUAUGUCGCUGCCACCUGAAAAGGUGAUUUCUGUAAAAACGCAGAUGCUGAAGAUGUAUGAGAGGGCCUCCACAACAGCUCAAGGCUCGCAGAGAGUGAAGGUCACAAAGCUGUCUGCUCCAGCUGGGACGAAGAAGAAACUGAAGGACAGUUUCAUAAUGUCGAACCCGAGCAAAAAGUCGAAGGCAAAGGAGGGCAGCCUGUCGGCCUCGAGCAGCCAGGUCAUGCAAGUAGGCGCGAGGGUAAUGUCGUUGAAGCAGCCAAAGUACGCCGCAAAGGAGAGCACUGCCCUGUCGGCCCCUGCGAAGAAAGUGCGUCGCUCGCGAAUCCGGGGUGACCGCAGUGUUUCGAUCUCAAAGGUGGAUGAUGACACUCCUCCCGGUGAGAUCAUCGACGAUAAUCAGAAGCUCCCAGAGAGCCGCGAAUUGCCACUCUCGGAGGCUGGCGCAACGUCGCAAUGCCUUUCGCGCAUGCCAUCCCGUCCUGCCGGGACGAAGAAGCCUGAGCGGCGCACCCGAAACUACCGACAGGUCAACAUCUCGUUUAGUAGCGUUCCCACGGGGGAGCCUGGCGUGAUUCAAGAAGAGAACGAGUUAGUAGGCACCAAGCGCAAGGCCAGUCGCCGACGCGCACCUCACAAACUCUGCCGCAGCCUCUCCAUCACUAGCCUCCCCGAUCUGGAAGCUGACGAGUUGCUGGAGGAGCCCUCGCCAUUGAAUACGAGAGGUGUGGCACCGGCCCCUCUGGCGCCUGCCAGGAAAGCAAAGCCGCGGCGGUUGCGUACCAAGGUCCCCGGCAACAACGCCCAGUUUGAUCAGCCCUCGAACGAGGUGGCCAGUGAUCUGGACGACAACCACACCGCUCUUCGGGGCAAGGCACACUCCGUCACGAAGAAGAAGCGCCGUCCGAGGGUGAACAACAAGUCGUGCAGUUUCCUGGAGGUGUACCUGGACGAGGUGUGUGAGAUUCACGAUGAGAGUGCCGCUGAGCUAAAGGGCGCCGAGCUUCACCACGAUGCCUCGCCACCUAAGAGGACGCAAAAGCUCGUGCGUCGACGCAGGCCUGCUGGCGAGGGUAACGGGCAUGCUCUGGACUACAGCAAACCAGAGAUGGGAGAGGCCGGCAAGCUUGACGAUGCUCAACACUCCAACGCUGCGACGGCGAAGCGACGGCGGGUGAAUGUGCAUCGCCCCCGCAGCGCACACACCUCGCUGAUCGGUGAGCUGCAGAGCGGCGAGAUCGUCGAGCGGCCAGAUGAGACACACAUCCUGUACACUUCCUCUCCUGCAAGCACCCCUAUCCCUGAAGAGGCAAGUGCCAGGCGCGUCAAUCGUCAGGCUCUCCCAGCCAGGGCUCAGAAGAUGUCGUGCAUGACGUGUGACUUCUCAUCCACCGCGCGGAAGCGCCGACAGCGACUUCACAUGAGCAAGGAGCUGAGUGUCUCGGCUAUUCCGGAGAACCUAGUAGGUGAGAUCGUCGAGAAUGCACCGGAUUUGCUCGCCGCAACAGCGUCUGUGAGCGGCUCUUUCUCGAAUGCUCGUCUGUCAAAGGUCCACACGGGGUCAGCGAGGCGAUUGCCUCUGUUGAAGGGCAGUGGGCGAGGCUCUUUGCGCUACGCCGACCCGCCAAACUCGUCUUUGAGGUCGUCUGCAAAGAGUCGUAAGGAGGUUAUCAUGCCGAACGUCGACGCUUCCUUUAUUCCAGACACGGUCUCCAGCUCACCAACACCUCCGUCCAGCGCUCUCCGUCGGUCAGCGGAGGCAGCCCCCCACGUUACCAUGGUAGCCGCCAAGCUGUGCGACGAUAUCCAGUGCAUACCCUCAGUGUGA
This is a messenger RNA of Leishmania major strain Friedlin, 3210 nucleotides long. RefSeq lists its product as hypothetical. The record is from RefSeq and is a predicted model, not a curated record. The transcript has a single exon. Bases 1 to 3210 code for a protein of 1069 amino acids. Lineage: Eukaryota; Euglenozoa; Kinetoplastea; Trypanosomatida; Trypanosomatidae.